CAUCACUAGUUUCAAAAGCAGUUCGUAGCUGCGAAGCUGCAUCGGCUAUCAAAAAUAUUUCUGGUACGGCUUGUCUUGAGUUCUUUAAAAUUAAUUAUUUUCAUAAACUUCGCUAUUAAUGGUUAAAACUGUAUAAAUUAACCAGGCCACAGAUUUGAGAAAAGUGUUAAUUACUGUUUAUUACUGCUAGUAGAAUUUUACUGUCGAAACAAGAUGGAUGCAAUGAGCCUAAGUUUGGACGAAAUAAUAAAAAAGAAGGCGAUUGGGAAACGAGCAAAGCAAGGGAUUUCUACUGAAACCAAAAGAGCAGGCAAGGUACGCAAUUCAAAAAAUCCAAAAGCUAGAAGUGUUCGUCCUCGCUCAAAUAAAAAGCAGCCUGCUAAUCGCAUUGGUAAGAAAAAAUCUGCAGAAUUGAAGCCUCGUCUCCCCGUUAAUAAACCAGCUAUGGUGAUUGAUGCUCGGAUGAAAAUCAUACAGAGAAAACGAGCCCAAAUUCGAGAUGCUCGAGAUAAGCUCGUGGAAAUAGCACGAAAUAGCGGAGAUGCUAGGUUGAGACUGCUAAAACGUAAAGGAAAACUUCCUCCUGGGAACGGAGUUCCCAAAAAAAGAUUAACUGGGAAACCAUAUCUUGAAGAGAUGGAUGUGGAUUAUGGCAUAGAAAUAGACUUACGGCGACCGAUAGGCCCGUUGAAACGAACGGUUCGAAAUGAAAUGUUCACUGUACCAAGCACAAUGCCACCAUUGCCAACAUUCAGUCGUAAUGUGCGUAAUUCGCCCCCACCACAAACUUUGUCAUGGAACAGCGAUCCUUUCGACUGCUAUGAAGUUCAUACAUCCCGACCUGCCUCACAAAAGAAUCCUGCACCAGCCCCAAUUCCCCACUACGACGAUGUUCCGCCAAGACGUGGAAUCACAAGAGUACGUUCACCUCCACCAUCGCAUCCAAUGUAUGCUGAAGAUCGACCCCAUCUCUCGUCUACGAUGCGUGCCCGUUUGGAACGAGCUCCUAAUCAAAGCGAGUCGAUGGGAAUUUUUGCCAAGAUGUCUGCAGAUGAACACAUUGCAAGUAGUAGUAGCAGCAGGUAUCACAAUCAUGCUCCGCACCAUCAGCCACCGCUUUCACCUUCACCAUCGCCGCCAAUGUCCGGUUAUAGAAUCGUCGUUAGCAAUCUUCAUUCUAGUGUAACACAGAAUGAUAUUAAAGAACUUUUCGAAGAUAUUGGCGAUCUACUUGAAUCACGUCUCGUUCGAGCAGGAGUAGCUGAAGUUAUUUAUCGUUCUUUGAAGGAUGCAGAAGAAGCUGUUGAUACGUAUCACAACCGUCAGCUGGACGGUCAACCAAUGAAGUGUUUGUUGGUAAAGCCACGUUCUUCCAACAAACCAACAGCUCCAGCCAUCAGUUACUCAAGCUCGUCAAGAUCAUUGAAAUCGUCUUCACUAUCAUCGGCAUCAAAAAAACCGCAGGUUGAGAUAGAUAUCGACGCCUUGCACACUGUCCUUUUCAGACGAGAUCAUUAGAAAAAUCAUUUCGUCAUGUGAACUUGAAUUUGAUGAGCAGACAGGUAUUACAUACAUGUGAAAAGUUUCUUUUGGGAAAGAAUUACCUUGAUACGCGCUUCUUUUUAAGUACUUACACUAGUUUUUUUGCAUAAAAUGGAAAAAAUUACAAGUAUUGUAAUUUUAUACUGCUUACCAUAAAACUCGACAUUCAUUUGAAUUACAAACUGUUUCAGUUAUAAGUUUUGUUUAUAUGCAAUCAAUCAGCAAAUGACACAAGGAAACUCAGAAGAAACAAACCAUUGAAUCAUAAUAAUGUAAUAAACUUUACCAAUAUGUCA
This is a messenger RNA of Malaya genurostris, 1838 nucleotides long. RefSeq names its product polymerase delta-interacting protein 3. Gene Ontology annotation, biological process: mRNA export from nucleus. Gene Ontology annotation, molecular function: mRNA binding. Gene Ontology annotation, cellular component: nucleus. The coding region runs from base 214 to 1518 and encodes 434 amino acids. The transcript has 4 exons. NCBI's taxonomy places the organism in Eukaryota, Metazoa, Arthropoda, Insecta, Diptera, Culicidae. The record is from RefSeq and is a predicted model, not a curated record.